Molecule: messenger RNA, 2586 nt
Organism: Quercus robur (English oak)
Lineage: Eukaryota; Viridiplantae; Streptophyta; Magnoliopsida; Fagales; Fagaceae
Product: endoglucanase 25-like
Exons: 6
Coding region: 348-2210 (620 amino acids)
Biological process (GO): carbohydrate metabolic process
Molecular function (GO): hydrolase activity, hydrolyzing O-glycosyl compounds
Source: RefSeq, a predicted model, not a curated record
ACACACUACAGAUACAGUACACACACUGUCACACUGUUGUGUUGUGUUGGGUUCCUUUCCUUCUUAGAGACUCCAACAGUUCCAACCAAAGCAGCAUUUUACUUAGCGUGAUAUAUAGUCAUAUAAUUGUUAUUUCUUUUUCUUUACUUUUUGUUUCUCUCUCUCUCUUCUCUUCUUCUCCACAUUUCUCUCUCACUCUCUCUCUCUUUCUAGUACUACACCUAUUCCCUUCUAUCUAUCUAUCUAUCUAUCUCCAAUUACGCAGUCUCACUCUCAGAUCUACCCAUCUCUUUGGGUGGAGGAGCUGAUUGAUUUCGAUAAGAUCUCGAUCUCGAUCUCGAAAGGAAAUGAGCAUGUACGGAAGGGAUCCAUGGGGUGGUCCCCUUGAGAUUAACGCUGCUGACUCUGCCACCGACGAUGACCGCAGCCGAAACCUUCAGGACUUCGACAGGGCUGCUCUCUCUCGCCCUCUGGACGAGACCCAGCAGAGCUGGCUGCUUGGCCCCGGCGAGCAGAAGAAGAAGAAGUACGUCGAUCUCGGCUGUAUCAUUGUUAGUCGCAAGAUCUUCGUCUGGACUGUCGGUACCCUUGUCGUCUCCGCCUUCUUGGCCGGUUUCAUCACCCUCAUCGUCAAGACUGUCCCACGCCACCGACACGCCCAUCCUCCUCCUGACAACUAUACCCUUGCUCUUCAUAAGGCUCUCAUGUUCUUCAAUGCUCAAAAAUCUGGGAAACUCCCAAAGCACAAUAAUGUAUCAUGGAGGGGUAAUUCCUGUCUAAAUGAUGGCAAAGGCCAAUCCGGAACAUUUUACAAGGAUCUAGUGGGUGGCUAUUAUGACGCUGGAGAUGCUAUCAAGUUCAACUUUCCUCAAUCCUUUGCCAUCACCAUGUUGAGCUGGAGUGUUAUUGAAUACAGACAAAAAUAUGAAGAUGCUGGAGAGCUCACCCAUGUUAAAGAAAUUAUUAAGUGGGGAACUGAUUAUUUUCUCAAGACAUUCAAUAGUACUGCAGAUACCAUUACUACCCUUGUUGCGCAGGUCGGGUCGGGGGAUACUUCUGGAGGGAGUACAGCUUCUAAUGAUCAUUAUUGCUGGAUGCGUCCUGAGGACAUUGAUUACAAACGACCUGUAAUGACAUGUUCCAGCUGCUCAGAUCUUGGUGCAGAAAUGGCUGCUGCUCUCGCUGCUGCAUCUAUUGUUUUCAAAGAGAACAAGGCCUACUCACAGAAACUUGUCCAUGGAGCCAGAACACUCUUUAAGUUUUCAAGAGAUCAGAGGGGCAGAUACAGCGCUGGUGGUUCUGAAGCUGCUACAUUCUAUAAUUCUACUAUUUACUGGGAUGAGUUUGUAUGGGGUGGAGCUUGGUUGUACUAUGCAACUGGGAAUUCUUCCUAUCUUCAGCUUGCCACUGCACCUGGUCUAGCCAGACAUGCCGGAGCUUUUUGGGGAGGCCCUGAUUAUGGUGUGCUUAGCUGGGACAACAAGCUUGCUGGGGCUCAGGUGCUUCUAAGCCGUUUGCGGUUGUUCUUAAGCCCUGGCUAUCCAUAUGAGGAAAUUUUAAGAACAUUCCACAAUCAGACUAGCAUCGUAAUGUGCUCAUACCUUCCAAUUUUCACUAGCUUCAAUAGAACCAAAGGUGGCUUGAUUCAAUUGAACCAUGGAAGGCCUCAACCUCUUCAGUAUGUAGUCAAUGCAGCCUUUUUAGCUACGCUGUACAGUGAUUAUCUUGAGGCUGCAGAUACACCUGGAUGGUACUGUGGACCCAAUUUCUAUUCAACUGAGGUCUUGCGUGAUUUUGCCAAAACACAGAUUGAUUACAUCCUCGGCAAAAAUCCUCGGAAGAUGAGCUACAUUGUGGGUUUUGGUAAUCAUUAUCCAAAACACGUCCACCAUAGAGGUGCAUCUAUCCCUAAGAAUAAGAUCAAGUAUAACUGUAAAGGAGGAUGGAAAUGGAGGGACACUUCAAAGCCAAACCCAAAUACACUUGUUGGAGCUAUGGCUGCUGGCCCUGACAAGCAUGACGGUUUCCAUGAUGUGCGUACAAACUACAAUUACACCGAACCAACCCUUGCUGGUAAUGCUGGUUUAGUUGCUGCACUUGUGGCUUUGUCAGGUGACAGGACUACUGGGAUUGAUAAGAACACCAUUUUCUCUUCGGUUCCUCCCAUGUUUCCAACUCCACCACCACCUCCAGCACCUUGGAAACCAUGAGAGGCUGUGUCGGUGCUCAUCUUUUUUGUGAAGUAUGCUGUAUGACUUACGAAUAGAUGAUUUUGGUGGAAGUAAUAGUUUUUUUGGAAUUUGUGUCACCUUCAAGGUAAAAAGUAAAUGCAAAGAUGAGGAAGGAGAUGCGCAUAAGAAAGCAAAGGACAGACUUCCUAAAAAUGGACUGGGGCCUGGUUGGGGGACUAAAGACCGGCAUUGAGAAUUGAUGAUCACUAAUGUUUAUGAAUGUCUUUGUUUUGGGUUGUGAUAUAUGUAGUAUAUAUGUAUGAAACCAUCAUGUAUUCUUUAAACACAAGAAGUUGACAGUUUGAGAUUUGUUGACAAAUAAAUUUUCACUUGGAAGUCCCACGAUUACCUUGUA